UUGGUACAUGAGAAUACAAAACACACACGUCUUUCUGCUGUAGCUCGCUUGCUGGCUAUGAAAUCACAAUACAACAUGUCCAUUGCACAUUUUGAUGAUACCUUAAAAAUAAUCCAUGAACUUUUGCCUCCUGAAUCUAAUUUGUCCGAAGACUUCUACCAAUCCAAGAAACUCUUAGAAGGUCUUGGUAUGCCAUAUGUUAAAAUAGAUGUGUGCAAAAAUAAUUGCAUGUUGUAUUACAAAGAUAACAAACAUAAAGAGAAGUGUGACUUUUGUGGCACAUCUCGUUAUGAGGAAGGCCAAAAGAAAAUCCCACGUAAAGUUUUGCGGUACCUCCCUCUAAAAGAUAGAUUGCAAAGGUUGUAUGCCAAUGAGGAGACCGCAAAGCUUAUGCGUUCUCACACUCCUUCCGGGUCUGAUAAGAUGGUCCACCCACGUGAUGGUGAGGCUUGGCAAGAUUUUGAUAAGGAUUUUCCAGAAUUCUCAUGUGAUCCGAGAAGUGUGCGACUUGUCAUAGCUACAGAUGGUUUUACACCAUAUAGUUUGGUUGCUGCUCCAUACACGUGUUGGCCAGUGUUUGUAGCUCCGUUAAACCUCCCCCCUGGUUUUCUCUUAAAGCCAGAGUUUAUAUUUCUUAGUCUUGUGAUACCUGGUCCAGAACAUCCUGGAAAGAAUUUGGGCAUUCUAAUGCAACCAUUAGCAGAUGAGCUUAUGGAACUGUGGCUGGGGGUUAAUACAUGGGAUGCCUCUGUGAAGAGAAACUUUUUAAUGAAAGCAGCUUUUCUAUGGUCAGUCCAUGAUUUCCCUGCUUUUGGUAUGUUUGCUGGGUGGAGCACUCAUGGGAAGCUAGCUUGCCCAGAAUGCUUGAGUGAUUCAAAAUCAUUUACACUUCCGCAUGGGCGUAAGGCUUGCUGGUUUGAUUGCCAUAGGCGCUUUCUACCUCCUGACCAUGAGUUCAGAACCCAAGCCAAUUCGUUUAGAAAGGAUACAAUAGUGCUUGAGGGGCCACCAAGGCGUUUGACAGGGGAGGAAGUGCGAGCUCACAUGGUUGCAAAUGUAUAUGACACAGAUAACUAUAAUAAAUCGCACAACUGGACCCACAUAAGCUGCUUUUGGGAUCUUCCAUACUUUGAUAAACUGAAGCUUAGGCACAACAUCGAUGUGAUGCACAAUGAGAAAAAUGUAGCAGAAGCUAUAUGGAACACAUGCUUUGACAUUCCUAAUAAAACUAAAGAUAAUGUGAAGGCAAGAAAAGAUCUAGAAGAAAUAUGCCAUCGCCCUAAGCAGCAUUUGCAUUUGAAGGACAAUGGGAAGUGGUUCAAGCCAAGGGCACCGUUUGUCAUUGAGAAAGAUGAUAGGUUAACCAUUCUUAAAUGGUUUGAAGAGCUGAAAUUUACCGAUGGAUAUGCAGCGGGUUUUAAAAGAGGAGUUAGCUUCCAGCAAAGGAAGAUUUUUGGGCUUAAAAGUCAUGAUUACCAUAUCUUCAUGGAACGGCUGCUACCAGUUGCAUUUCGUGGCUUCAUUCUGGAGUGGUACGAUUACUAUCAUGAUUCGACUCUAGAUUUUCAGCAGCGGACAGCCGCAGAUCGUGUGAAGGAAGAGUUUUGGAACUUGUUUGAGCUGCAUGUGGAUGACGAGGAAGAUGACAGUGCCCGAAUCCAAAUUGAGCAAGAGGCUAACCGGAUUAUUGACACAUAUGCAAGGAAAAAGGUGAAAGACAUGUUGUACCAACUUCGUGUGGAUGCUGUGAAGCUUUACUAUGAGAAUCAAGGAGAGAAGCUUGAUGACUCGAUGGCUUGUGCAAGAGAACUCGAAUAUGAGCAAUACCUCCAGGGUAGGAUACCAUGGUGCAAGGAAGUUGCAUGGCCUGGACUAUGUCGUUAUUGGACAUCAAAGGAAUACAAGACCAACAGGGGGAGGGGACGAGAAGCUCGCUUGAAAUCUGAGGAUAUUGCUCAAAACCGAUGGGGCUAUUAAGAAAGCAAAUAUUAAAUCAGUAGCUAGAAAAAGAAAUGCUAGUGCAUCAAUUUCGCUCACAUUCGAGAGAAGGAACAACUCAGGCGUGUUAAUGAAGAAAAUGCAGAACUCAGGCGUGCUAAGGAGAUGCUACAGCAGAAAGUAGAUAUGCAUGGGCAGCUCAUAACUGCACUUUUCAAGGAGAUAGGAAAAGAGUUGCCGGCUCAUAUACUACAUAUACUAAGCCAUGGAGCUGUUUCGCAACCAGAAGGGACAAAUAACUCAUCUCAAGCCGGCUCGCAAGCGGUUGAUGGCAACAAUAAUGUCAUGGAGUCAAGCAAGGAG
This is a messenger RNA of Triticum aestivum (bread wheat), 2301 nucleotides long. RefSeq lists its product as uncharacterized. Bases 58 to 1977 code for a protein of 639 amino acids. The transcript has 4 exons. NCBI's taxonomy places the organism in Eukaryota, Viridiplantae, Streptophyta, Magnoliopsida, Poales, Poaceae. The record is from RefSeq and is a predicted model, not a curated record.